Molecule: messenger RNA, 2129 nt
Organism: Ruditapes philippinarum (Manila clam)
Lineage: Eukaryota; Metazoa; Mollusca; Bivalvia; Venerida; Veneridae
Exons: 7
Coding region: 297-1811 (504 amino acids)
Biological process (GO): mRNA splicing, via spliceosome
Cellular component (GO): nuclear speck
Molecular function (GO): mRNA binding
Source: RefSeq, a predicted model, not a curated record
UUUUUGUGUAAAAAUGAUUGACUGUGACAUCUGAAUGAUUGACUGUGACAGUGAUUCUGUUACUUUAGAGAUCUAUUUAAAAAUGAUAAUAUGAUAAAAGUAAAUAAGUACUAUAACAGGACAGUUUUAUUUCAGGAACAUGUAUAAAGACUUCAUAUUAAGAUCUGGAACAUUAUAGUUAGACAGAGGGCAUGAUGGCUUUAGAAAGGAAAUUUCUCUCAUCGUAGUCGGUCACUCUUGAAGAACAGUAACAACCUUGAUAGAGGAGGAAAAAUCAUCAUAUCAGUUAUCAUAAUAUGGCUCGUCCUAUGAAAAUGUAUUCCACAUAUUCGGUAUUUGUUGGACGUUUUCCUCCUGAUACAAAGAAGCAUGAACUGCGUGAUUUGUUUGAAGGAUGUGGAGAGAUUGUUGAUGUUGUUAUUUUAGAUAACAGUAAUGGUCAACCCUAUGGAUUUGUUCGGUUCACCAACAAGGAUUCAGCUCUGUGUGCCGUCAGUGAACUCAAUCUCUGGGUAUUUAACGGGAGUAAUAUUAUUGUGGCACUUGAGAAAUCUACACAAGUUAAAAUAGAUAAAGAAAAGGAAGGACUGCUAGUAACAGAUGGUUGCGGUCCAAGAAAGAAGAACGAUUUGAGAAAUCAGGGCAGGUCUAGAGGAACAGACUUUAUUACAGAUACCAUGAACUGGGCCAGGUUACAGGAAAGUGUAACUGCAGUAAACCUUAAGCAUUCCAACAACAAUCAUUUGUCAAUGAAGAAACUGAGUGAAGACAUUGAUAGGGUAAAAGAUAACAGAUGUACAAGACUAUGGGGUAGUGUUGAUGAUGCCUCAACAAACUUCUCCCAGAUUUCAAGCAAAAUCAUGCAACGGUGCCAAGCUCAAGGGGAAAAAGAACGGGGAAAGAAAAAUUGUGCCGAGUUCAUGUCUGCUUUAAGGACAAUAAUGAAAGAAAUUGAGGCAGUAUUAGGUCAGAAAGAUGAUAGCAAUGUUGAGGAAAUAGAUGAUAAAGAAUUGGAGGAAAUUAAUCAACUAGUAUUAGAGGGAAAACUUGUAAGGGAGGUAAAUGAAGAACUAGAAAAAGAAGGUGAAAUAAUGAAAAGUGAAUGUGAUGUUUUUGGGAGACACACAAAUGAGACAGAUAGGAUUGUGCCAAAGAAAAGAUUGAGUGAUGCAAGUGUACAGACUGUGACUUUAGAAGAAGAGUAUCACAUUGAUGUGCCUGACUGUUUAUCUGAUAGGGAGAUUACACAAUCUCCUCGUGACAGAUUUGAUGACUUCGAUCCAGCAAUAAUUGACUUCCAUUUAUCUCCAAGAAAUGAGAUUAAAAAGAAAGAAAAGAGAAGAGAGGCAGAAGUAAACAGAUCUAGAGCCACAGAUAAAGCUGAUAUUGUUCAAGAGCUGUAUUCAAAGAUGAACUUAAGUAAUGGGGUUGUUGUUGACAACAACUUUGAAAGAUCUGUCUCUAGAGAUUCUAGCAUAUCAGAUGAUGGUGUUAUAGAUGAUUCUGGUGUAGAGUCUGAUUGUUUUGGUGGAGCGAAGGGUCGGAGGUCACUCGGUAUUCUUGAUAGUAUGUUAGGAGAGAACGGCCAUUAUGUAGAUAAUGAUUCUACCAACAUGCGACGGCUACAUGGUUCUGCCUCAGAACCAAGCCUGAGACAACCUGAUCAUCACCAGUAUCUCUUGAAAAGUAGAGGUAGAGGCAAUGGUUCUCAACUUCUCAAUGGACAAACAUCUAUUCCAGCUUUAGGGAGAGGAAUGUUGGCAAAUCUUACAAGCCUGAAACAUCCUGUUGGUAGAGGACAUCAUAGCUAGAGUUGUGCACAUAUUAUUUUAUCCUAUAUUUUUAUUCUUGGCUCAUAUGGUCAAUCAGACAAGACCACAUGAUUGAUAGUUCAUUACACACCACAUGAUUGAUAGUUUAUUACAUACCACAUAAUUGAUAGUUCAUUACUUACCACGGCAGAAAUCAAUACAAAACAUUAUUAUAGAAUGAAACUAUCAUACUCUGUUAUGUUAUGCUUGUAAAAUUUACCAGUCAUUUUGGGACAUCUAGAACUUAAGUGUUCAUUAUAUAAGUCUUAUUCAGUGUUUGAAUUGUAUACAAACAUAUGAGCCGCGUCACGACAAAAC